Messenger RNA from Arvicanthis niloticus (Nile rat), 660 nucleotides. The record is from RefSeq and is a predicted model, not a curated record. Lineage: Eukaryota; Metazoa; Chordata; Mammalia; Rodentia; Muridae.
AUGGCGUCUCAGUGGCAGGGCAUGAGGACCUCCGUGCGCAGACGAUCACUCCUAAAGGAGGAACUGCUAGAAAAGGAGGUGACCCGAUCUGCUGGGGGUCAUCUGGAGACCCGUCCCUUGAGCUCCCUAUGCAGACAGUUCCAAAGGAGGCUGCCACUGAGAGCGGUCAGCCUGAACCUUGGCAAUGGCCCCUCCUGGAAACGCCUGGAAAGUCCAGAGCCAGAGCAGCAAGGUCUUCAGGCUGCAGCUCGCUCAGCCAAAAGCGCCUUGGGUGUCAUGUCCCAGAGGAUCCAGGAGUCCUGUCAAAGUGGCACCAAGUGGCUGAUGGAGACACAGGUGAAAGUGAGGAGGAAGCGAGGAGCCCAGAAAGACAAAGGGUCACCACCACCCAGUCUGAGCCAGAAGAAUACUCGGCUAUGCAGGUCCAACCGGGAUGCUAGAAUUGGGGGACAUCCUCGCCUCUCUGGCCAGAUGGGUCCACACGCCCAUCGUCGUCAGCGGCUAAGGAGGGAGGCUGCCCUUCGGAGCCCCUGUUCCUCCAGAGAACCUCUCUGCUCUCCCAGUGAGUCUGGCAGCGACCUAGAACCUGUGGAAGCUGGAAUCCAGCGUCUUCAGAAGCUGUCUCAAAAGCUGGACAAAGCCAUCAAGGCUGAAGAGUAG